CUAGGUCGGAUCCUUGGUAACGUGAUGCCAAAAAUGUCGCCGAUCAAAAGACUUGCGAUAUAUUUUCUUCCCAUUUUCUGGGUAAUAGAGGUCAAUUCAACCAAUCCAUUCCCUUACACGACCGUACAACAAUGUAUAGCUAAUGGAGAAUACUACAAUAUAGCAGAAUUAAGAUGUAUUCCUUGUGGAGACAACCAAGAACCUACCGUUGAUGGAUUAUCAUGCAAGUGUACUUCGUACUUCAAAAUGACACAGAAUCAAGGAGGUCAAGAAAUAGAGUGCACAGCAUGCCCUGAUGGACAGAGAGCAACCCUUGAUGGCUGGAACUGUAUUGCUUGUGAUAUAAUCCCACUCACUGGAGAAUGUGAGGCUUGUCCAGAAGGGGAAAUAAGUGUGGAGUAUACUGCCACCAGAGAGUUGUUGAGCAAUAGGACCUGUAUGGCAUGUUCUAGCACAUCUCAACCAAACCCAUCAGCUCUUGAAUGUGAAAGAUGCCCUCAGAGUUAUAUUGCAGAAAGUGGAAGCUGUGUUUGUCCUACUCCCAGUCCAGCGAAUGUUGAUGUAUGUUUCCCACCAACUAUCUUUCUUCCAAACCCCAGCUCAGGAGCCUUCAAUGUACCGUAUAGUGUACUUGAACAAGACCAACUCACAUCCUGGUUCUUUCAAGAAAACUUUGUAGAAGUUCUUGGUACAUGUCAAAAUUAUCGUAACUUCACUGGAUGUCAGACCUGGGCCAACCUCUGUACAAUGGUACUGACUCAAACUGAUCAACAAGCAUGCCAAGAUUACAGGAAUUAUGUGAAUUCAAUCUCUGAGACAGCCAAUGGUAUAGAUGAGUGGCCUGCUGAUAUGCCGUGGUUGUACUACCAGCCUGAUGAAGCCGAUAUGGUUCUGUCAAGCAGAGAUAUUCAAACUGUCUUCACCUUCGAUAGAUCUUCCCUUGAUAGUCAGUUGAGGCUUGUAGUAGCACAAUAUACACCAACAGGAGAGUUCCUUGGAGUGGUACCAGUUACAGGAGGCAAGCUACAGUUUUGCAAAGACACAGAGGAGAAGAUGAAUGCCGCAUACUCAUUUGCUACAACAUACAGGAGCAGUUGUGUGAUACCAUCAAGAGACUUCUGGGAUGAAUAUGAAACAGUGUUCUUUGACAUGUACAUGAUUACGGAGGAUGAGAAUGGUAACACUGCUCUCUAUCCUAUACCGGUUCUCAAUUCAAACUUUGGUCCUGACAAUCGGGGGGAUGAUCAGCUGCUAUGGCAACUAACACGACGAUUCUAUUUGGUUGACAACGUAAGCGGUAAAGUGAAUGCAGAGGACCCAGCUAGUGCUUUACGCUUUGCAUCAAGUAUCGAGAUCAGAGUGACCUUGCGUGAGGGUUCAUCGGCUGGUUUGAUCUAUCCUCCUUACUUGAGGUUAACGUACUCUGAGCUUUCAAGAGAACUUGAUUACACAGAGGAGACAAGCAGGACAGUAUCCUUUUCUGUGAUCUAUCUGCAAGACCAAUCAUCAUCAUUCCAGGCUAUGUCUAUUUCCAUUGGUGUAUUCUGUGCCAUAUUCCUCCUCUAUGCCAUGGCUAAGACCAAUGCAUGGCGUAGGAGAGCUGGACUUAUUGUCAUCGAUAUAGCUUCUAUGAUCAAGUUUAUCUUAUUUUCCUGUGGUCUUAUUGCUGAUGCCCUUCUUAUUGUCACUGUGGGAGCAUCAUUAUACUGGACUCUAUUCUUUAAACGUCAAGAUAGGGUUUAUCUCUUACUGCCCACUUCAGGCCAAUCUAAUUCAUUCAACAGCUAUGUUAUUGUGGCUUUUGUAUUGAAAUUCCUAGAUGUACUUCACUUGCUGAUAGUUCAAUGUCGAACAGACAUUUUCUUGAUUGAUUGGGAAAGGUCGAGAGGUCGUAUGGUACAAGCCAGCUCAUCAUCCAAUACCAAGGCUUCAGUAGCUCCUAUCAGUGCUUGGAGGUCAUUCUUUGUGGCCAAUGAAUGGAAUGAACUACAGGAAAUGAGGAGAUCCAAUCCUGUAUUUCAGAUCAUGGCAGUCCUUUUCUUUGUGGAGGUUGUGGGUCUGAAGAACUUGACUACCACAGAUCCUCAGAGCAGUGUGAACCCAACGGGUGAUGAGUACAUAGGAGAGUAUUCAGAGAUCUUGAGGUUCGGCAUGGCAUCGGGACUGUACAUACUCGUUGGAGUUGUUCAGUGGUUGUUUUACACUCUCAUCUAUGAGAGAUUUGUAGAGGAUGCUCUCAGGAACUUUGUUGAUCUCUGCUCCAUGGCAAAUAUCAGUGUAUUUGUGCUGUCUCAGAAUAACUAUGGUUUCUACAUCCAUGGUCGCUCAGUACAUGGCUUCGCUGAUACCAACAUGAAGGAAAUCAAGACUCAACUCAAGAGAGAAGAGGACAAUCUAGUUGGACAAAGAGGAUUAGAACCAAACACAGAUCAGCAAACCUUUGAAAUGCUUCUUAGUACAACUUUCAGAGAGAGAUAUGACUCUAUUGUUCUUCCAUUGAGAGCACCAGGAGUAGCAAGGGGAACUGGAGCGGGUAAUAAUGAUGAUAAGAUAAGUGAAGCCUAUGUGUCUCUAAACAAGUUCCUAUCUACAUUUAUUGAUCAUGGUAUGUCAGAUAUUGACUAUGUGGUAAAGGAUAAACUUCUCUUUGAGAAAAUCCUUGAUAUGGAAUUCUACGACCCUUCUGAUAAAGGCUUCUUUUAUAAUGAUGAUGGCCAUGCAUUCCAGAAAGCUAUCUUCUAUGGUAAUGAAGCGACUCUACUGGUCUUUGAGCUACUUCUAUUCUGUAUUGUUGAUCUUAUCUUCACCAACUACGUCUUGGCUGGAGCUAUUACCUACAUCGUCAGUAUGUUGAUUAUCAGGAUUCGAGACAGCUUUGGCAGGAGUAACGUGGCAAGAAAAACCUUGGUUGAUGAACGGUUCUUAAUAUGAAUUCCUGCCCACUAUGCCGUCCAGUGUAUAAUAUGUAGAUAUGAACACCGUGCCUCAUUUCAGUACUCUUUAUUUAUAACCCUAUUAUUUAUGGCCCUCUUUUAUUGGAAUGAAAAGGGGUUAACGUCUCAAGGAAGUCUUUUCAGAUUUUUCAUUCAUACUGUUAUUACCAGACAUGAUUGAUAUCCUUACACUGGAAAAUAUAUUAACCAUGAUCCUGCCAGAAGUCAGACACUUUCACUUGUGGAGGAAAUAUUGCAUUCACUUAUUUUUGUGUGGGUAAUUAUUAUCAUCAAAAAUAUCACUGGCGUAAAUCUGUGACGUCAUGCUAUUCUAGUGGGGGGAGAUGGAACAAUAGAUCAUCUCCCCCUGACCAAAGGAUUUACGCCAGUGAAUAUUAUGAAACAAAUAUCCUACUCACUGAUUUCUGUGUUAAGUUCUAAUCGAAUAGAGAUUGUGGGCAAUUCAAAACAACAUGAUCACCAAACCCUUUGCUCAUUGCCAUUUCUCAGUUUAGUUUGCCAGAAGUCAGACACCGAAAUUGGUUUUUGCCUCUGAGUGUUAUUGAUCCUUUUUUUAAAGAAUUUGUAUCUUGACUAAAUGUAUUUAACUUCCCUCUUUUUACAGCUGAUAAUUGGUUGUGAAGAAUGUUUUUAAUAAUUUCAAUCAAACAGCCCCAACAAAAAUUUGCCUCAAUAGCCUUUACUAAACUUUCAAUUUGGGUAAUGCACAUGUGUAUAUCAUGUAAUAAAUGUUUCUGACAACUGGCAAACAGGAUUUUUUUGCCUAAUAAGGACAGUGAACUAGUCCAUUUUAAGAAGAAGCUCUUCUACUCGUUGAAAGAAAUUAAUUUUGUCACUUGAAUUGAUGAGACUUUCUGUAAAAUAAAAUCAUGACUUUGAGAAAUAUUUCAGAAAUAGAGAAUGGUGGAUUCAGAAAUGGAAAAUGGUGGAAUCAUAGAAAUUUAAAUAAACAAAUUAUAAUUUAGAGAUAAUAUUUUGAACUGGCAAACAAUGCCUGACUUCUAGCAAGACUGUGUUAUCUAAUUGUAUUCUUCAACAAAAUGUUGGACAUUCCUACUAUGAAAUAUUUUGUAUUUUCAAUGAGUUUUUUCAAUGUUGGUUUUAUGUAAUGUAUUCAAAUGUAUUGAUGUUUUGUUCGGAAGAUAUGCUUGUAAUUUGGUGCAAUUGAUAAUGAAAUGACCUAUUUUAUUUGAAGUAGUAUCAUAUUCCAAACACAGUAUUGUUUUCUGAUAUCUUAGUAAUUAAAACUGGUCAUUGUGUAUGACAUUGUUUGACAAAUAUCAAAUAGCAAAUGUGAUAUACAUGUACAUCAUGUAUUGCAUUGCUAUAUGGCCUUGUAUUAGACACACAGAGGCCUACAUGAACUACAAUCCUCUACUGAAAUGGUACUAUCUUUUGAAUUGCAUCAAACCGACUACCUUGAAUAUUCACUUUUUGAAGAAAUUAAAACCUUGAUUUUGUACGUAAUGUUUGUCUCGCCUGAACGAAGUUUGGCAGAGAACUAGUAAUUACUUUUCCUCUUGGUCUGUUCAAGAAUAUUAGUUUUUUGUUCAACUUGCUCUCAUUUCUUUAUUUUUUGCAUCAAUUAUGUACAUAUUUGGUACAUAUGAUCCGUGGGCAAUACUACAUGUGACCUUAUGAGAAUGAUUUGGUUCAAAGGUCAUCUAGGAUCAAAAGGUCAAAUGAUGUUCAUCCUUUUUUGAAGAUUUUCUUCAACUUGAUCUCAUUUCUUUAUUUCUGCAUCAGUUUUUAUCACACAUGGUUAAAAUGAUUCUGUGGUAAUACCAAUGGUGUGUUGUUGAGGAAGAUGGGGUCAAAGGUCAUCUAGGGGUCAAAAGGUUGAGUUUUUGUUCAGCUUGGGCUCAUUUCUUUAUUUCUUUAUCAAUUAUGUUCACACGUAGUACAUAUAUACCCUUGGUAAUACCACAUGUGUGUCCUUGAGGAUAAUGGAGACAAAGGUCAUCUAGGGAUCACAAGGUCAAAUGAUAUGAGGUCAUGUUAAUCUUUUUAUCUUCAAGUUUUUGUGCAACUUGUUCUCAUUUCUUUAUUUCUUCAUCAGUUUUGAUCGCACUUGGGUUAAAAUUUCCACAUGAUCAUUGGGUAAUGCCAUAUGAGUGCUGUUGAGGAUGAUGGGGUCAAAAGGUCAAGUUUUUGUUCAAAUUGCUCUUAUUUCUUUAUUUCUGCAUCAGUUAUGUUCACACUUGGUACAAAUAAUCCUUGGGUAAUACCAAUGUUUGUUCUUGGGGAUGAUAAGGUCAAAGGUCAUUUAGGGGUCAACAGAUCAUAUUGCAUAUUGAUCCCGAAAUCAGGCGAGACUCGUGGUUUGUGAACCACCCUUUGAAUGUAUGAUAUUGUUUGAUAGAUUGAGUCUGUUGAAGGUUUAUUUUACUUGUAUAUAGUUUUCUUACUUAUGCCAUGUCUUAUAAUGAAAUGAAUAGUUUAUUCUGUACAAAAUUAAUUGUAUAUAUUGUUGAAAAAUUGAAAUUUAACAUCCUAGCCUAUAGGAUUUAUUUAUAUGUAUUUUUGGUGUGUAUUUUUAAUGUAAUUUUUUUUCCUCAAAACUAUUUAAUGUGUGAAAAUGUGGGGCAGGUUUUCUUGAGGGUUUGAAAAUAUAAAGACAUGCUUUUCAAACAUUCAGGAUAGGGUUUGGUCUUUGUGAGCCUUUAGGGUCCAAUCAGCUAAUUCAAUCACAUAAUAUUUUUUUGUAAUAUGUCUCAACAUGAGCAAUUUUACCAAUUUUUUAAAAAACCAGACUCCAGCAUUAUUUCAUUUGUAAAAUGUUACUUCCAUAAAUCUCAUGUCAUGAGGUAGGACCAUACAUAUCUGAAAUAACAACAACUGAUUAAUGAAUAGAAUGAUGUUUUUGUUUCCAUUUAAUAGCGCACUGCUAAGUAUUUACUUUUCAACAGGAUUGGUCACAAAAACAAUGAAAAUUUCACAAAAAUGGGAAAAAAGACUAUUCUAUCUUUAAAUUACUCAGAAAAGUUAUAUUUCUGUACUUGAUUUGUUGAAUGAAUCUUUCAAAAUGGUGUUUGCACUCAGAUAUGAUUGCUCUGUUAAGUUAUGUGAUCAUUGUUAAAUGAUCUUUUAUUUUGUUGAACAAUGUCUUUAAAAGAAAGGAA
This is a messenger RNA of Lytechinus variegatus (green sea urchin), 6076 nucleotides long. RefSeq names its product meckelin-like (gene tmem67). The record is from RefSeq and is a predicted model, not a curated record. Bases 25 to 2931 code for a protein of 968 amino acids. Gene Ontology annotation, biological process: cilium assembly. Gene Ontology annotation, cellular component: MKS complex; ciliary transition zone. NCBI's taxonomy places the organism in Eukaryota, Metazoa, Echinodermata, Echinoidea, Temnopleuroida, Toxopneustidae. The transcript has 29 exons.